AUGGGUGCCUCAGAGUCCAAGCUCGUCUUUAAACAAGGCAUCUUCCGACUCUCUGAGCAGGCAAACAUCCCCCCAGACGAUCAUUAUUGGACUGGGUUCUGGGAAUUGCCCGAGUCGGUCGAAGAUGUCUUCAGUCUAUUCUCUCCCACCGACAUACGCCGGACGCGCGAUGGCUCUUUGUCGAAUUUAGAGACAUUAUUACUCGCAAUCUGCUCCCGCCUGGUUGCGCUACGGCACCACCCAUCGUUCCCUGAUCCCGAACUCGCACCCGCAAGAGAUGCGCUGAAUUGCAUCCGCAUCCUUACAAGGCUGCUGCCAUAUGUCUACGAAGCCGAUAACCUGGAGGAAUGGGAAGAUGAGUUCUUCUGGAGGCGGAGACGGAAGAUGUCUCGCAAGGCACAGCUUUCGUCUCGGGUGCUCUUUGAUGAAUCUCGCAGUCAGGAAGAGGAUGAUGAUGAAGGGGGAGUGCAGACUGGUCGACGAGGGUUGUCGGAGGAGGAUUUCGAAGAUGUCAAACCGCUUGCUGAAGAACUGCUGGAUACGCUUUUGGACCUGCUUUUCUUCAGCGGGUUCACGAUACCACAGAUACCCCCGUCAAAGGGGAAAGUCGUCUAUUCCAUAUGGCAGAGUGGUGUAGGAUGCAAUACCGCGAUGGGUUCGAAUAAGGAGCUUGAGAGCAAUAGAACGGAAGUUUUGAGGCUUUUGCUUACCAUGACCGGCCAGUCCAUGUACAUGCAACCCAGUACGUACCUCCUUCCAUUGCCCUUUUCAAACUGCACCAUCAUAACUAACGCCAGUCAAGGCCUGCUACCCGUAAAAGGGGUGAAAUCUCUCACAUACCUUGUUACCUGUGGUGAUAAGAAAUUGGUCAUGUCACUGCUCUGCUCCCUGCUAAAUACGACAAUCAAAUAUAACCCUACACCGUGGCGGCUACCAUACGACCAUGUCGUUUGGAAAGACCCCAAACAGAUCCUCGUCAUAUACUGUCUCCAAUUCCUACUUGCUCUCCUCCUUUACCCUAUCCCAGAAGAUGGCCGGGGUAGUCUACCCAAGAACUACUAUCAGCACUUCCUCGGGCGCCUGCAUCAGCCUCAGGAUUUUCAGUUCCUAGUUGAAGGAAUGACUAGAAUACUAAAUCAACCGAUGCAAGCAACCUCCUCGUAUCUACCAGGAAGCCAGAAAUCAAUAAAAUGGGCUCCAGAAAUGCUCAUGCUAUUCUGGGAAUUGGUCCAGUGCAACAAGCGGUUCAGAUCGUUCAUCGUGGACUCCAACCGCGCCCAUGAUUUUAUCAUCAUCUGCAUCUUCUACGCUAUAGAAUACAAGACCGACCCGUCUAAAAAUGGCUUGGUCAAGAUGUGCAUCUUCUUACUUCAGACGCUGAGCGUUGAGCCGAACUUUGGCAAAAAUCUGUUCCGAAGGUUCGAAGCCCAGGAUACUCUGCCGCCCAGCAUUCGACUAGAGAACUUCGGGGGCACUUAUGGUGACUUCUUGAUCAUUUCCAUCCAUACACUCAUUAACACUAGCAAAGGGAAAUUAGACGCCGUAUAUCCGGCGUUGCUUGCCAUCAUCAACAAUGUGGCAGCAUAUGCCCAACGACUUUCUCCCGCCUGUGCUUCCAAGGUUCUUCAGCUAUUUGUUUCAAUGUCUGCCCCAAGCUUCCUAUUAGCCAACGAGACGAACCACCUCCUACUAUCCUCCCUCCUUGAAUUUAUAAAUACUGUCCUCGAACACCAAUUCAGCAAGAACGCAUAUCUCGUUUAUGUCGUACUCAAGUCCAGACGUCGGUUCGAGUCGCUCCGUGCAUUCACCUUAGAGAGCGGCCAGCAGGAAAUAGAACAGCAGAAUCAACUACGGAAAGCUACAUCUAGUUCUAGCGGCGAUCGCACCCACUCAAGGGAUAGCGACUCCAAUGAGACGGGAAGCGGAAGGCGACCUCUAAACCAUGUUCCGGAAGAAGAGGAUGGAACAUUUGCCAUUGGAGACGACGAUUCCGACGAAGAUGGAGAUGGAGAGCAGCAGACCUCUCGAAUCACUUCUCCGACGGCUGAAGGCUUCCGUUCGCCCCCCAUAUCGCCUCUAGACGAGUCGGUACCGCUUCAACUUCGAGGCUUGUCUGAGAAGGCACGAGGCAAGAUGCCUGCAGGCCAGCCGACAUUUUCGCGUCAGAACAGCAUGACGAGCCUAAGCAGCUAUGCACCCACUGUCACCGCAAAUGCUCGUGGCUUUGUCCCUACUUCCUCAUGGAUUGAAUCCUGGGUGCCCGAGCUUCCCCUUCACACCAUUCUAACCAUCAUUUCCUCGAUAUCACACCGUAUCCCAGCAGCCGCGUUAGAGUCAUCACUAAACCCGGAGGCUCGCACAUUAAUAACAGAGCUCCCAUCUUUCGCUGCAGCUCCACAGAUCAGAGCAAUAUUAGCAGAACCAUCUCCCAUCCGCGUACAUAUGUUCGAAUGGUCACCUCUUUCGCUCGGCUGGUACGAGUCGCUUCUCUGGGGUUUCGUCUUUGCCAGUGAAAUGGUUGUCGGGUCUGCCGCCAAUGCAACACCAGGUACCGUCGGUGUCUGGAAUGGGACUGCCAUCAAAUUAUUCAGAGUACAGGAGACGGCGGCGCAGGGACCGACGCUGCUUGCUCCCAAAGGCGCAGUUGACGCCGUGGGCAGCAGCCUGGUACAGCGGAUAGGAAGCCUCAAUAUCACAGGCCGGAGUAGCAGUGCCAGCCAGGAAGGUCGAGAGGAGUCCAACACCGCCCGGGUGAGGGAGAGGGAGGUCUAG
Molecule: messenger RNA, 2772 nt
Organism: Trichophyton verrucosum HKI 0517
Lineage: Eukaryota; Fungi; Ascomycota; Eurotiomycetes; Onygenales; Arthrodermataceae
Exons: 6
Coding region: 1-2772 (923 amino acids)
Cellular component (GO): membrane; Golgi trans cisterna; Golgi medial cisterna
Source: RefSeq, a predicted model, not a curated record